Messenger RNA from Saprolegnia diclina VS20, 2505 nucleotides. RefSeq lists its product as hypothetical. Bases 23 to 2440 code for a protein of 805 amino acids. Lineage: Eukaryota; Oomycota; Saprolegniomycetes; Saprolegniales; Saprolegniaceae. The record is from RefSeq and is a predicted model, not a curated record. The transcript is spliced from 18 exons.
UUUUUGCCCAAAACCGUCAACGAUGCGUGCGACCCGGGCGGCCAUCGUUGCGACAGCGCACAAGUCGACCGAGUCGGCGCCGUUCCAGCUCCUGCUUGACUGCUACGCGUCUGCCAAGGGCACAGACAACAAUGUCAUCGAGCUCGAAGACCGGCUCCGUCAGCGCCCCGACGCGGCGUUGAACGACGUUAUUCAGGCGCUUUGUGACACGGAGGACCCGGCCAUUCGCCUCAAGCUCAGCGUACUCGGGCUCUCACUGACCCCGCUUGUCGAGAAAACCGACUUGGUCGUCGAGGUGGUCCACACGGUCGUGACGGACGUGUGGUCGCAGGUGCGCAAGGACGGCGGGCGCUACGUCGCCAAGCAUCUGGUGCCAGUGCUGCCGUUGGCGACGCUGGAGGCUGUUUUCAUCGACAUUUUGCGUCUCUGCAAGACCGAUGGCACCGAGUGGCGGUCACUGGACGGCGGCUUCUACCUCCUCGCCAUGCUGCUGAGCACGAUCAAACGCGUGGGAUCGGCAGGCUAUAUCCUAAGUGGGCACACGCUGGACCACCUGCCGUCGAUUCUGCUCACGGACCUCAAACCGGCGGUCUACAGCGCAAUGAAGAACGAACAACUUAGCGUCCGAGAGCACGCGACCGCCGCGAUGACCAACUACGUGGCCAUUUCGGAUCCGUUUACGCAGAUCGGCACCUUUCAAGAAGUCAUUAGCAAGCUCCACUUGCACUCGCCGCACGACGUCCUCCCAGCCGCGCACGCCGAAGGCCUCUUGGACGUCGCCGCGCAACUCGUGCCGCACGUUCCCAUCACGUUCCUCGCCAAGCACUGGCACGUGGUCUUUCCGACGUGUGAGAAGUACAUCAUGCACCUCGCGUCUACCGUCCGCCAAAAAUCGAGUCUGCUCGUGCGCGCCUUUGCCGAACUCAGCAUUUUGGCGCCAUCCGAGACGAGCUUGCGCUUAUUGCAGUCCAUCUUGACGUCGCUCGCGACACCGUGCUCGGUGCACCCGGACGCAGCGCAGCGCGAUUUCUUCUGGCAGCGCCUCGAAGGGCGCCUUAUGAGCUUGGAUGCGGUGCUCAGCCUUCUGGGCCACCACCAGCUCGCAACAUCCGUGACGGCGAUCGACGCUGUUGAAAGCAAAGCCUUCUUGGUACCGCCACCACUAAGCGAGCCGGCGCUGACCGUGUGGCGUCGCGUCAGUGCUGAUGCAGCGUACUAUACGUUUGCCCACGACAUGGCGCCGCUGGCGACGUGGCCCACGGAGGCUGCGGCCACCGGCAUCUCGGUGGUGCAGCAGCUGGUCGACGCCAAGCUCGUGCGCUUCUCAGAGCUGUGGCACGCCUACAUGGACAUGACAUUCGAGUGUUUUUGCUCGUCCCAGUUUGAGCUCAAACGCAUUGCGGCCCAGACACUGCCCGGCCUCGUGCGACUGAGCCUCUGGCUCGAGUCGCCCGAGCUUCUACUCUCAUGGCAAGCGCGCCAAGCAGCAACGACGACCGACGUUCGCUUUGUGUGUCUCGGGAUUCGCGCGCUCCUGCUGCACACGCGGUUUCUGCAAGAAGUGCAGCGCGCGGCGCCGACACCGACGCUGGCGGUGCUCACGGCCAUGGCACAGAGUACCACCGACACUAUGCUACCGCUCCUCUUGGCGAAUGACCCGCGGCUGCUGCAAGAAAAGACAGAUGUCCUUGCGCUGAUCGAAGCGUCGCUCGUCUAUUUGGUGCAAGCACCGAGCUUUGCCGAGCCGCUCUGCGCAUCGAUGCUAUCAUGCAUGGCGUCUCACUGCGCCUUGGCUCCUGCAUCCGUGGGCAAAGAUCCUAGCCUCGAUCGUUCGAUGAGCUCCACAGUGGUGCGCUUCCUUCCGUCGCUCGUGCAGGUCAUGUCGCCCGCCGUGCUGGCGUCGCAACUGCACCACCUCGUACUGGUCGUGAGCUCGUGGAUCGAGCCAAGCGACGACAGCCUGCGCUGGAUCAUUGUCGACAUGGGCGAAGCCUACGCGCUUUUGCUCGACACGCUUUUACUGCUUGCGGCGAGAAGCCGCGACGACUGGGACGAAGCGUCGCUCGAGCGCGCGGUCCAAGGGCCGCUGCGCUUGCUCGUCCACUGGAGCUGUCAUCCGUUGCAACGCGCCAAGAUACUGCAUCUGAUGGAGCUCCUCGCCCCCCGGCUUGGACCAUCUCGCCUUGCGCCGACGCUGAACGCACUUCUCGAGCCCCUCGGCAGCGCUGGAUCGAGUGCGGCCGCCAAGGACACAGCGUGGGACUCGUGGGACGACGACGCACCCAAGGCAGCGACCAGUGGACAAGACGCGAUUGAAAACGAGCGCGCGUUCUGGAAGCGCUUCCACGCAGCGCCGGUCGCUGAGACCAACGUUGCCGCAGUCGUCGCGCAAAUGUGCUCGGCCCAGGCGCAGGCGGCCCUCACGACGUGGCUUGCGUGAUCUUAUAUAUAUGCAUACGCUCGAUCUUAUAUUUUAUGGACUAAGAACGUUUCCCGUGUCCCGAG